AUUCCCCAUUCGGGCUGCAUGGACUCCUCCCACAGUUCUCUCCAACAGCAACAGAAGCAUCCAGGCCUCGAUAGCAACUCUCACCUCAGGGGACCAGGAGCACCAAUGAUGCAGCCUCGCAAUCCCUCCCAAAACACCAGACUACACACAGAACGCUCCUUUGGGUUAGGGGGUUCCGCUGGCUCUGAGGUGCCAGAGCCUUCCUUAGAUGUGAGUAGCAACAUCUUAAUUCACUUAAUUCACUCUCUUUAUUAAAGGGAUACUUUGGUAUUUUGGCAAUGAGGCCCUUUAUCCACUUCCCCAGAGUCAGAUUAACUUGUGGAUACCAUUUUUAUGUAUCUGUGUCCAGUAUGAAGGAAGUUAGAAGUACUGUAUACCGAACAAAAAUAUAAACGCAACAUGUAACAAUUUCAAUGAUUUUACUGAGUUACAGUUCAUAUAAGGAAAUCAGUCCAUUUAAAUGAAUUCAUUAUGCCCUAAUAUAUGGAUUUCACAUGACUGGGCAGGGGCGCAGCCAUGGGUGGGCCUGGUAGGGUAUAGGCCCACCCACUAGGGAGCCAGGCCCACCCACUGGGGAGCCAGGCCCAGCCAAUCAGAAUACGUUUUUCCCCACAAAAGGGCUUUAUUACAGACAGAAAUACUCCUCAGUUUCAUCAGCAGUCCAGGUGGCUUGUCUCAGACGAUCCUGCAGGCGAAGAAGCCGGAUGUGGGCUGGCGUGGUUACACGUGGCCGUGCAUGUGUGCCAAAUUCUAGGUUUUAGGAGAGUGCACAACAACAAAAAACUUAUAAUAAAAGGUCCUGAGCUAUAGGCAGUUAGAUUUGGGUAUGUCAUUUUAGGCAAAAAUUGGAAAAAAAGGGUCCGAUCCUUAAGAGGUUAAUGCUUCAAUCUAUGGCUAGAGGACUCCUGAUAUCUCCAGGAGUGAUAACUAGAACUUUUUUUUGUCUUUAUCUGUUGUGGUCUAGUACUGUCUUUUUGCUAGCUAGGGCCAUCUACUUUAAGUGCUGCCUGUCUUCCCAGUAGCCUACUUGGUGUGUGAACUGCUGACUGCUCAUCAUUUGCAGAUAGUUGUUGACACAUCAACCAGGAUCAAAGGGCAGGGCAAUUUGUGACUUGUUUUGGUAAUCAGUGGCUGUAUUGAGGGUGAGUGGUUUCACCUCACCUAGGCAAUCAGCAAUUAGUACAGGGAGGUGUGCACUCCACCUCUGCUAGGCAAUUGUUAGUUAUUCAGUCUCCCUGGUUUCUCAGCGGCAGCUGUAAGUGGCGGUCGUGUCAGUGGUGGUUUUGUCGCAAAACUAAGACCGUCGCCGAAGCAAAGACGGUUCUGCCGAGUUGUUCUGCAGAGUUAUUUGAGGAAGGCUCUUUUGUAGUUUUGGCAACUGUGUGUGUUUUCUAUACCUGUUCGCACCUCACCCUGUAGGCUUUACAGAUGCUCCCCACCCCUUGGCUGCAACCCUGCCAAUUUAGUGUACCCUGCGCGCACAACCCAUGUGGAAUUCCGGGACUAUGGCAACGUUUGGAACUGCCGAUCUGCGGUGAAGAAUGCUGAGUUCAUCUCAGCCUAUGCUGCCAUUCAGUCUCUUUACCUUUUGGCCCUGAUGGAGACUUGGAUCACCCCAGAGAACACUGCUACUCCAGCUGCUCUUUCUUCAUCUGACUAUGUUUUCUCUCAUAGUCUGAGAGCAUCUGGUCAUCACAGUGGUGGCACAGGUCUACUCAUUUCUCCUAAGUGGAGAUUUUCUAUUUUCUCCCGCUCUCACCUGUCCAUCUCCUCAUUUGAAUUCCAUGCUGUCACUGUCACUUGUCCACUCAAGCUUAACAUUAUUGUCAUCUAUCGUCCACCAGGUGCCCUUGGAGAGUUCCUCAAUGAGCUUGACACCUUGAUAAGCUAAUUUCCUGAUGAUGGCUCCACCGCUCUUCGUACUUGGCGACUUCAACCUCCCGACGUCUGCCUUCGAUUAAUUUCUUUCCAACUCUCUCUUUCCCCUCCGUGCCCUCCAACUCACAAGGCAGGCAAUACGCUUGCCCUCAUCUUUACUAGAGGCUGCUCGCUUACUAAUCGCAAUGCAACCCCCCUCCAGGUCUCUGAUCACUACUUUGUUUCCUUUUCUGUCUCCCUUUCCUCCAACCAUAACCAAUCAGCCCCUACCUAGAUUGUCAUGCGCUGUCGCAAUCUUUGCUCUCUCUCUCCCACUACUCUCUCAUCUUCUAUCCCAUCAUCUGUCCCUUCUGCUAAAUCCUUCUCCCUUCUGUCUCCUGAUUCUGCCUCUUCGACCCUACUCUCCUCCCUUUCCGCAUCUUAUGACUUGCACUGUCCCCUUUCCUCCCAGCCGGCUCGGCCCUCCCCUCCUGCUACGUAGCUGAGUGACUCUUUGCGAGCUUACAGAACAGGGCUGCGGGCAGCUGAGCAAAAAUGGAGGAGAACUAAACUCCCGGAGGAGCUAUCAUCCUUUCACUCCCUCCUCUUUAUCUUCUCUUCCUCUGUAUCCGCUGCUAAAGCCACUUUCUACCACUCUAAAUUUCAAGCUUCUGCCUCUAACCCUAGGAAACUCUUUUCCACCUUCUUCUCCGUCCUUAAUCCUCCACCCCCUCCCUCCUCCCUCUCUGCGGACGACAUUGUCAAUCACUUUGAAAAAAGGUUGACGACAUCCGCUUCUCAUUCACUCAGCCUAUUGAGUCCACUGGUCUCACUCACACAGAACUACCCUAUGCUUUGACCUCUUUCUCCCCUCUCUCUCCAGAUGACAUCCUGCGACUAGUGAGGUCUGGCCGCCCGACAACCUGCCCACUCGACCCCAUCCCCUCCUCCCUUCUCCAGACCAUCUCUGGAGACCUUCUCCUAUUCCUCACUUCCCUCAUCAACUCAUCCCUGACCACUGGCUGCAUCCCCUCUGACUUCAAAAUGGCCCGAGUUGUGCCCCUCCUCAAGAAACUAACAAUCGACUCAUCUGACGUCAGAAACUUUAGACCUGUAUCCCUUCUUUAUUUUCUUUCCAAAACACUUGAGCGUGCUGUCUGAUCAACUUUCUUGUUAUCUCUCUCAGAACUAUCUUUUUGACCCUAACCAGUCAGGCUUCAAGACGGGUCACUCAAACGAGACUGCUCUUCUCUGUGUCACGGAGGCUCUCCGCACUGUCAAAGCUGACUCUCUCCUCUGUUCUCAUCCUACUAGACCUUUUUGCUGACUUUGACACCGUGAACCAUCAGAUACUCCUGUCCACUCUCUCAAGGCUGGGCGUCUCAGGCUAUGCACACUCUUGGAUUGCAUCCUACCUGGCAGGCCGCGCCUACCAGGUGACGUAGAGAGGAUCUGUGUUUGCACCACGUACUCUCACUACUGGUGUACCCCAGGGCUCGGUUCUAGGCCCUCUCCUCUUCUCCCUAUACACCAAGUCACUCGGCUCUGUCAUAUCCUGACAUGGUCUCUCCUAUCAUUAAUAUGCGAAUGACACUCAACUACUUUUCCCCUUCCUCCUUCUGACACCCAGGUGGCGACACGCAUCUCUCACUACCACCUCAAGCUCAACCUCGACAAGACGGAACUGCUCUUCCACCCGGGGAAGGCCUGCCCACUCAAAGACCUCUCCAUCACGGUUGACAACUCCACAGUGUCGCCCUCCCAGAGUGCAAAGAACCUUGGCGUGACCCUGGACAACAUACUGUCGUUCUCUGCAAACAUCAAAGCAGUGACCCGCUCCUGCAGGUUCAUGCUCUACAACAUCCGUAGAGUAUGACCCUACCUCACACAGGAAGCGGUGCAGGUCCUAAUCCAGGCACUUGUUCUCUCCCAUCUGGACUACUGUAACUCGCUGUUGGCUGGGCUCCCCGCUUGUGCCAUCAAACCCCUGCAAUUAUCCAGAACGCAGCAGCCCGCCUGGUUUUCAACCUUCCCAAUUUCUCUCAGGUCAACCUGCUCCUCCGCACACACCACUGGCUUCCAGGAGAAGCUCGCAUCCACUACAAGACCAUGGUACUUUCCUACGGAACAGCAAGAGGAACUGCCCCUCCCUACCUUCAGGCUGUGCUCAAACCCUAAACCCUAACCUGAACACUCCGUUCUGCCACCUCAGGUCUCUUGGCCCUCCCGCAGAGUCCCUGCCCAUCUUCCGAAAACAUCUGAAACCCUACCUCUUCAAACAGUAUCUUAAAUAAUCCUCCUCCUCACCUCGACCCCCCCCCAAAAAAAAUAAAUAACUGCACUUGCACUUGAACCCACCCCACCACCUUCUAGCUCUGACUCUACUGAUAGCUACGUUAUUGAGGAAAAAUGUACUUUCUAUGCCUGUGAUAUGUGGUUGUCCCACCUAGCUAUCUUAAGAUGAAUGCCCUAACUGUAAGUUACUCUGGAUAAGAGCGUCUGCUAAAUGACUAAAAUGUAAAAUGCAAAUGACUUACUUCAACAAGGAAAUCUGCACACGAGUGGUCACAAACAGAUGUACGUUUUAUGCAGACCAAAGAACAAACUAUAGCUACAAAAAAACUAUAGCUACAGGCUCAUAUGUGAAUGAUAAUGACUAUAUUUGUGUUGUGAAUGAUUGAGUGAGGCAAAAUGUAUUCAUGACACAGUACUAGCUGUACCUAAUCUUUUGGGAUUUACAAUUCUCUCUCUCUCUCCUCUGCAGUUACUUCCUGAAUUGACAAAUCCUGAUGAGCUGCUGUUAUAUCUUGGCCCCCCUGAUUUACCGAACAACAGCAAUGAUGACCUACUCUCUCUCUUUGAGAACAACUGA
Coregonus sp. 'balchen' is the source of this 4729-nucleotide messenger RNA. The record is from the annotation of a GenBank genome assembly. NCBI's taxonomy places the organism in Eukaryota, Metazoa, Chordata, Actinopteri, Salmoniformes, Salmonidae.